GCUCGUGGCCUUAACAACUAACUUCCCUUGUUUGUAUUGUAGCCUUGAAUUCAACCCCUUGAUAAGGCAAUGAGCACCCUCCCUAAAACUCAAGGGAAAUCUGUCCCUGAUGCCUCCGACUACAAGGGCCACCCCGCCGAUAGGUCCAAAACCGGUGGCUGGACCGCUUCCGCCAUGAUAUUAGGUGGAGAAGUGAUGGAGAGGUUGACAACCCUCGGCAUCGCCGUGAAUUUGGUCACGUAUUUAACCGGAACCAUGCAUUUGGGCAAUGCUGCCUCUGCCAACGUUGUUACCAACUUCUUGGGAACCUCUUUCAUGCUCUGUCUCCUCGGUGGUUUUCUCGCCGAUACUUUCCUAGGAAGAUACCGCACUAUCGCCAUCUUCGCAGCCGUUCAAGCAACUGGUGUUACAAUAUUGACGAUAUCAACCAUAGUUCCGAGCCUACACCCUCCGAAGUGCAAGGAAGAGACGGUGGCACCUUGCGUGCGAGCGAAUGAGAAACAGUUAAUGGUGCUUUAUUUGGCGCUUUAUGUGACGGCCCUUGGCACUGGGGGUUUGAAAUCCAGCGUAUCAGGGUUCGGUUCGGACCAGUUCGAUGAUUCGGAUAGUGAAGAGAAGAAGCAGAUGAUAAAGUUCUUCAACUGGUUCUACUUCUUCGUGAGCAUAGGGUCUCUGGCAGCAGUGACUGUUCUUGUGUACAUACAAGACAACCAAGGACGAGGUUGGGGUUAUGGUAUUUGCGCAGGUGCCAUUGUGGUGGCGCUUCUUGUGUUCUUGUCAGGUACGAGGAAGUACCGCUUCAAGAAACUUGUUGGAAGUCCACUAACUCAGUUUGCUGAAGUCUUUGUUGCUGCUCUUAGAAAGAGGAACAUGGAAUUACCCUCUGAUUCAUCGUUGCUCUUUAAUGAGUAUGACACCAAGAAGCAGACCCUGCCACGUAGCAAGCAGUUUCGUUUCUUGGACAAAGCUGCAAUGAUGGACUCAUCAGAAUGCGGUGGUGCAAUGAAGAGGAAGUGGUAUCUUUGCACCUUAACAGACGUGGAAGAGGUGAAAAUGGUGCUAAGAAUGCUACCCAUAUGGGCCACGACCAUAAUGUUUUGGACGAUACAUGCUCAAAUGACCACAUUCUCGGUGUCACAAGCGACCACCAUGGACCGACACAUAGGAAAAACAUUUCAAAUACCCGCGGCAUCAAUGACCGUUUUCUUAAUCGGAACAAUUCUCCUGACUGUUCCCUUCUACGACCGUUUCAUUGUUCCCGUGGCAAGGAAAGUGCUGAAGAACCCACACGGGUUCAGCCCUUUGCAACGCAUUGGUGUUGGUUUGGUUCUCUCAGUGUUCUCCAUGGUGGCAGGGGCAUUAGUAGAAAUAAAGAGACUGAGAUAUGCACAAUCACAUGGUUUGGUAGACAAGGCAGCAAAGAUUCCAAUGACCGUGUUCUGGUUGAUCCCACAGAAUUUCUUAGUGGGGUCAGGGGAAGCAUUUAUGUACAUGGGGCAGUUAGACUUCUUUCUUAGGGAGUGUCCCAAAGGGAUGAAAACCAUGAGCACGGGGUUGUUCUUGAGCACACUCUCCUUGGGCUUUUUCUUUAGCACCUUGUUAGUGUCAAUAGUGAACAAAAUGACAGCACAUGGGAGGCCAUGGCUUGCGGAUAAUCUUAACCAAGGGAGGCUCUAUGACUUUUAUUGGCUUUUGGCCAUAUUGAGUGCUAUCAAUGUGAUGUUAUACUUGGUUUGUGCAAAGUGGUACGUGUACAAGGACAUGAGGCUUGCUGAGGAGGGCAUAGAAUUGGAAGAAGCAGAUGAAGCUACUUUUCACGGCCAUUGAAUCUUCUCCUACCAACUUUUUCCCUCCUUUUGUCUUUUUUUUUGAAAACCCUCAUGCUUGUAUCAAUAUGCUAAUCAAGUAUUUUCACACCCAAAAAAAAAUGGCUAGCAUAUACAUGGUUACCAUAAAUAAGCUUGUAAGUGGUGACCAUUGUCUGUGUUUAUACUGUGCAAAAGAGAAGGCAAAUAAAUUGAAUUGUUUACUCCAUAA
Messenger RNA from Cajanus cajan (pigeon pea), 2037 nucleotides. RefSeq names its product protein NRT1/ PTR FAMILY 6.3. NCBI's taxonomy places the organism in Eukaryota, Viridiplantae, Streptophyta, Magnoliopsida, Fabales, Fabaceae. Gene Ontology annotation, cellular component: membrane. The record is from RefSeq and is a predicted model, not a curated record. Gene Ontology annotation, molecular function: transmembrane transporter activity. Gene Ontology annotation, biological process: oligopeptide transport; transmembrane transport.